AUGGAUUUAAAGUCCAUACAAGGAUCCAUAUCCUUUGAUAAAUUUCAAAAAUGUGGUGAAGUUUAUAGAUCUCCUAUAAUAAGUGAAAAACAAUACAGGUUUCUAUCAUGUAUUUAUUGUAAAGAUAUUUCUUGGGAGCUGGACACUUUCUUACAACAUCUGGAUAAUGCUCAUCAUCCAAUAGAUGAUAUAUGUUCAAAUUUAUAUAAAGAAGAGGAUCCCAUCGAAGAAAAUGUAGCAAGCAAUGGAAAUGUCACUGAAUCAAAAAUGAAGCAGAGUUCAGCAAAGCCGAUUACGGAACCUAGGAAUAAUAAAGAAAAUGACCCUUUGGAUGAAACCCGUUACGAUUACACUGAUUUCCUACCGGUGACUGUCAAAGAGGAAGAAGCAUCUGAAUCGAUUGAGAACAAUGAUGUUAAUUUAAACCGGGAUAGCAAUAGUAACAGCAAUGCUAGUCAUAACAAUGAAAUUUUGGAAAUAUACCAAUUCGAAUAUGAUGACAAUAAUAGUAGUGAUGAAGAUUAUGAGCCAGAUAAGGCCACCACUGACGAUGAAAAUUAUGACAAUGCUGGUGAAUAUCUUAAUGAGGAAUAUGAUAAAGAUGACGAGGAUAAUAAUGAUGAUGAAGUCGAUGACGAUAUUGAGUUAUUUGACCUGAAAUUUGAAAAUAAGAAAACAAAUCUUAAACGUUUUACCAAAAAUCGUGAAUUUAUUAAAGCAGUUAUAAAUGCAUAUAAAAAGCAAAAUAUUCUAUGGGACAUUGCUCAUAAAAACAAAAAAAGAAGUUCACCAGAAAAGCAAACAGCCCUUAAAAUCAUAUUAAAUGAAAUUAAUGAAAAAUUUGACAUCAGUGCAACUUUGCAACAAAUAGAGCGUAUAAUUAAACGCCUUAAGUUGCGAUUUAUACAUCAUUCACGAUUAAGAGAUAAAGGAGAAUCCUAUAAACCUUUAUGGUUCUAUGAUUUAUUAACAUUUUUAGAACCACAUUUAAAGGAAAAUAAAUUGCGAAGUGGUAUUUAUAAACAAUUAAAUGAUAAUCAAUUCCUUUCAUUACUCAAACUGUUAAAGGAAAAUGAAUGUUUUUGGAAUGAAAACAAUAUUUAUCAUACUUCGGUAAUAAAUAAACAGGAUAUUUUAAAAUCUAUGACAAAUGAUUUUUCAAAAAUGUGUGAAUAUAAAGAAUUUAAUGCUGAUAUUAUGCAAAAUACAAUAGACGAAAUAAUCGAAAUGGCUAGAGAAGAGAAUGCAAAUAAGAUGAGUCAUAUUGCCAGUAAUAAGAAUGAUGAAUAUCAGUCCAGCAAUAAAUUCUAUAAAGACAUACAAUUUCUGUUGCCACACGUUGGUCCUUUUAAAUGCAAUUAUUGCCCGAAAACUUUUACUGAUAUAUACGCCUACAAAUUCCACAUAUCAAGACAUGAAGGCACCAAACCCUUCCAAUGUAUGCUAUGCCCACGCGAAUUAACACACAAAAAAGAAUUUGUGUGUCAUUUAAGGCGUCAUACGAAGGAGUGUCCUUUUCAGUGCGAGGAAUGUGACAAAUCAUUUCCCAGCAAAAAGGAAUGGCAUCGACAUGUUAUAAAACAUGGCUCCAAACCGUAUGUCUGUGAACUGUGUGCCGAUAGUUUCUAUACCCAACAUCAGUUAACCAAUCACAUGAAAAAUCACAACAAUAUACGGGAUCAUGUUUGUCCUGAAUGCGGCAAAGGCUUCACACAUCGUGGCUUGCUAAGACAACAUUUGCAGACUCAUAAUAAAACGAAAUGUGUAUGCUCACUAUGCGAUAAUAUAUAUUCAAAUCCACGCAGUUUGCGUAAACAUUAUGUUAGAGUGCACGAGUCAGGACAGGAACCUUCAGCCGCAUCUAUGGCUCAGUAUAAUUGCCAAAUAUGUAAAAUAACGUUUCUUUCCAUACAAGAUGCCAAGCAGCAUCGCAAAGAGCACAAACAAAGUAAUCCUGCAGAACGUAAACAUGUUUGUGAUAUAUGUGGUCAUCAUUUUGCUUAUCCCAGAAAUUUGGCUGAUCACAAAAAGACCCAUUCAAAUAUACGUGAUCAAGUAUGUGAUGUUUGUGGAAAGGCUUUUACAAAUACCAACCUAUUGAAUCAACACAAAAAUGUACACACCGGAGAGAAAUUUGUGUGUAAGGCAUGCGGAAAAGAUUAUGCCCACUAUCGGGGACUAUGCCGACAUAUUACAAAAGCACACGGUACUAACAUACGAGACUUGGACGCUUUAUUGGAAAAGCAAAAAUUGGCACCAACACCACAGUAAUUUUAGUAUUUAACUUACCAAAUUAAUACAUUUUGUUAUUUUGAAAGUGGUUUAGAUUAGUUUUAAGUUAAGUAGAACCAUAUAAAAA
Messenger RNA from Calliphora vicina (urban bluebottle blowfly), 2359 nucleotides. RefSeq names its product zinc finger protein 782-like. Gene Ontology annotation, molecular function: RNA polymerase II cis-regulatory region sequence-specific DNA binding; DNA-binding transcription factor activity. The transcript has 4 exons. Gene Ontology annotation, biological process: regulation of transcription by RNA polymerase II. The record is from RefSeq and is a predicted model, not a curated record. NCBI's taxonomy places the organism in Eukaryota, Metazoa, Arthropoda, Insecta, Diptera, Calliphoridae. Bases 1 to 2271 code for a protein of 756 amino acids.